GUUUUCCAACUAUUCCUACUCCCUGCACACUCCUUGCCGGAAACUAAUCUCAGUUUCAAAUUUUUGCUGAUCUCUAUCUCACCUCUAAUAUCUUGAAAAAGGGGUAAAAAAAAAAGAAUUCUGCUUUGUUGUCAAACUCAAAUCAAACUGCAUGCAUCCCUUGAGCUUUCUCCAGCUCACGACUCUGUACCCCUUUGUCAAUUUUUCUAUUUUCACUCAUACUCACUUCUGAUUCUCCUUUUCAUCUCUUUGCUUGGAGCAAGUCCUCUGCUCCUUUCAUCUCCUAGUUUGGUUUCAUUUGUUGCACUGGCUUCUCUGAUUGCUGUUAUUUCUGCUUUGAUACGUUACCCUUUUUUUUUUUAAUUUCUCCGUCACCAUCAGUUUUCCCAAGCAAGCUAAAAGGGAGAGGCAAAAGCAGUCCGCCGUAGCUGAAAUGACAGAUAUUGUUAUUAGAAUUGCUGCAAAAGUUGGAGAGUACUUGGUGCCUCCAAUUGGACGCCAGCUAAGAUAUCUGUUUUGCUACCGGAGCUAUACGGAUGAUCUCGACAACAAGGUUCGGGAGUUGGAGGGUGUGAGGGAUGUCCUUCAGAGAAUUGUUGGUGACGAAACGAAAAGAGCGGGGUAUGAAAUCAGAUCUACUGUUCAAGACUGGCUGAAUUGUGUAGCUAAGAUUACAGUUGAGGCAGAGAAAUUGAUGAAUGAUGAAAACAAUGGCUGUUUCAAUGGGUGGUGUCCUAAUUUCAAGUCUAGGUACCUGCUAGGCAGGAAAGCAGAAGAGAUGGCGCAGGAAAUUGUUCAAAUAAUAAAAAAAGGGAACUUCCCUGACGGAGUAUGUAAUCGUGUCCCUUUACGGAGCUUAACCUUUAAAAAUUUUGAAACUUUUGAAUCGAGAGCAUCGAUUUUGAACCAAAUAAUGGAUGCAUUGGGAGAUGAUGAGAUCAAGAUGAUUGGAGUAUGGGGGAUGGGCGGUGUGGGCAAAACCACACUGGUUAAACAAGUAGCCGAACAAGCUAAGCAAGGGAAUCUGUUCACAACAGAAGUCUACAUAGAUGUAUCCUGGACUCGAGACCUGGAAAAACAUCAAGAAGGAAUCGCUGAAAUUCAACAGAAAAUUGCAGGGAAGUUACAUUUGGAGUUUACGGGGAAGGAUGAAUCCACAAGAGCAGUUGAACUGAAUCACAUACUGAAGAAGGAGAAGAUCCUUCUUAUCUUAGAUGAUAUUUGGAAGGUGAUAGAUCUGGAGCAAGUUGGAAUUCCUUGUAAAGAUGAUCGGACGGCAUGCAAAGUAGUGUUGACGUCAAGGCAGCAUGGCAUGUUAUCUAAGGAUAUGGGUACUUGUAAGGACUUCCAUGUUAAUCAUCUGUGUGAUGAGGAAGCUUGGAAAUUAUUUCAAAGGAUUGCAGGUGAUUUCGAGCAGGAGCAUGAUUUGCGGCCCAUAGCAACUGAAGUAUUAAAAAAAUGUGAGGGUCUUCCAGUAGCUAUUGUAACAAUUGCAAAGGCACUAAAGGGUGACAAAGUGGCUGAUUGGAGGAAUGCCUUGCAGGAGCUAAGAAUGUCUACACCAACAAACAUAAAUGGAGUGACUGAAAAUGUGUACUCUUGUCUGGAGUGGAGCUACAAGCAUUUGAAAAGUGCUGAAGCAAAGUCAUUGUUCUUGCUCAUUGGUUCACUGGGCGAUGGUGAUGUUUCAUUGCAGGACUUGUUGAAAUAUGGCAUGGGUUUGGAUUUGUUUGAUAACAUCGAUUCAUUGGAGCAAGCAAGAGAUAGAGUAGUUGCCCUAGUGAAAAUCCUCAAAGACUCAAGCCUGUUGCUUGACCCAUUUGAAGAUGGGCACUAUUAUGAACGUGGGAGUUUAAUUUUUGCGGAGGAAGAUAACGGGUUUGUCAGAAUGCAUGAUGUGGUUCGUGAUGUUUGCAAAGCAAUUGGAUCGAAAGAUCAUCGAUUUGUGGUGAAAGAAGCUGUUGGAUUACAGGGAUGGCAACAGAGGGAUCAUGAGUUGGGAAAUUGUACUCGUAUCUCUUUGAACUGCAGAGAUAUUCGUGUGCUUCCAGGAGGAUUGGUAUGUCCCAAACUUCAAUUCUUCUUGGUGAAUGGUAACCAGAAUUAUUUGAAAUUUCCAGACGCUUUUUUCAAAGAGAUGAAAGAAGUCAGAGUUUUGAGGUUGUUUAGAAUUUGGGGUACACUAGAGUCUUCAUCACUUCACCUUCUCUCAAAUCUUCGAACAUUGUGUCUACAUAAUUGUUGGAUUGGGGAAGGCAGAAAAAUACUUGGAGAACUGAAGAAACUACAAAUUCUUAGUCUUGUAGGUUGUGGUUGCUUUGAAGUGCUUCCCAAAGAAAUGAGUCAAUUGACUGAUCUAAGGAUGUUGACUUUGCGUGGCAAAAAUUUUCUUGAUCCAGAAAAUGUGAUAUCAAGUCUAUCUCAGUUACAGCAUCUCUGUAUUAGAAAUGCUUUCAGGGUACCGGAGAGAGGAAUUGCCUAUGAGUUGAAACACUUGUCUUGUUUGAGGGCUUUGGAAUUUAAAAUACCAGUUUCAAGUUUGCUUCUGGAUGAUGUAUCCGUUAAGAACCUCACUAGAUAUGAUAUAUCUAUAGGCUCUCUAUCUUACCGGGAUGAAUGUAUAAGGACCUCAAGCAGGUUGAUACUGAAUGGGGUCGAUGUCCUACAUCUGGUGAGGUGCUUCUCCAGGCUGUUAAAGACAGUUGAAGUUCUAAAUUUGAAGGGCUUGAAUGAUACAAAACAUUUUUUUAAUGAGUUAGACUGCGGCGGUUUUCCUAAACUCAAGUAUCUGUCUAUCUCUCUGAGUGGUGCGAUGCAAGACAUCAUCAAUACAAUGGACAAGGAAUGGGUCGACCCACCACAUAGUGCCUUUCCUUGCUUGGAGGAAUUACGGCUUAGAGAUCUCGAGCAAUUGCAAGCAGUAUGGCGUGGCCCAAUUUGGAUUAGUUGUUUUACCAACUUGAGAGCUCUGAUAAUAGAGAAAUGUAAGAGCUUGAAAUAUAUCAUAUGGCUUCCUACAACACAAGCAAGGGAAUCAGUACUAGUGUUUCCUCAACUGGGAUCCUUGAAGCUGGGACGUCUGCCAAAUCUCAUUAACUUCUACUCCACGGGAGCCAGUGGCAGCCAGGAGCCAUGCAGCUCUUUUUUCAAUCAGGUAUGUUAGAUUUUCAUUUUCAAUUUCUGCCAGUCUUGAAAAUUACGUAGCUAACCUUAUUUUGCUCAUGUAUCCCAAAUUAAGGAAAUUGAUUAAUUUUGUCCAUGAGUAAACUCUUAUUAAGACAGUGGAUUGUGAGAUCCCUCUAUCAUCUGUAUUUUGCCUCUCUUCCGCAUACCAUUUUUCUGUUAUAUUCAUUUUUUUUUAAGCUUGUAAACAUACUUAUAUUAUUUAGGCCACAGAUAUGUAUAUUUUCUCCACAAAUAUGUAUAUUUU
This is a messenger RNA of Vitis riparia (riverbank grape), 3430 nucleotides long. RefSeq names its product disease resistance protein UNI-like. The transcript has 2 exons. The record is from RefSeq and is a predicted model, not a curated record. NCBI's taxonomy places the organism in Eukaryota, Viridiplantae, Streptophyta, Magnoliopsida, Vitales, Vitaceae. Gene Ontology annotation, molecular function: ADP binding. Bases 434 to 3163 code for a protein of 909 amino acids.